AUGCUUGUAACUAGAUUACACGUUCUCCUAGCGCAAUCAAGCAGAGUAAGAUUUGAAAAGAGUACUGGAGACAAUCUUGUAGGAAAUGAUGAACUAUCAUCCAAAGCACAGGAGUGGCUUCAUAAUUUUGACAUCAUGAUAAAGAGUUCGGGUAUAGAACGGCAUUGGAUUUUAACUAAAGUGAAUAAGAAGCGUGAAAAGACUCAAGCAUUAGAAUUGAUUUCUGCCGAAAAAGAAGAACAGCAUUUUUAUAAUGUGAGGUCAAAUAUUGCUAAACGUUUUAACAAGCAUCCUUCAUCUUUUAAAGAACCAUCAGAUUCAAAAAAGAUAAAAUCAAGUGGUCAAACUCCAACUAUUGAUGUGGUCUAUGAUGGUUACGAAACUUCCACUAGCGAUUAUACUUCCGCUGAUACUGAGAAGAAAUCAACAGAUGAAACGUUACUUAUCAACCUAGUAAAAUUUGAAGAAGUAUACUCUAAAUUAGAUCCAAAUUGCAUGUGGGUGCUUGAAAGUGAUCAAAAAGUGGAAGAAGUAAUCUAUGAAUUCGCUAGAAAUUUGCCUGAAGACUCAGCUCAGCUCAGAUCGUGGAGAUCAAUUGACAAGCCAAGCCAAGCCAAGCCGGCUUGCAAGCCGGCUCGUUCAGCUUGCAUUUAUAUUUAG
This is a messenger RNA of Funneliformis caledonium, 660 nucleotides long. The record is from the annotation of a GenBank genome assembly. NCBI's taxonomy places the organism in Eukaryota, Fungi, Glomeromycota, Glomeromycetes, Glomerales, Glomeraceae.